Messenger RNA from Pseudozyma flocculosa PF-1, 2328 nucleotides. RefSeq lists its product as uncharacterized. Gene Ontology annotation, cellular component: cytoplasm. Gene Ontology annotation, biological process: protein deglycosylation. The transcript is spliced from 3 exons. Bases 1 to 2328 code for a protein of 775 amino acids. NCBI's taxonomy places the organism in Eukaryota, Fungi, Basidiomycota, Ustilaginomycetes, Ustilaginales, Ustilaginaceae. The record is from RefSeq and is a predicted model, not a curated record. Gene Ontology annotation, molecular function: mannosyl-glycoprotein endo-beta-N-acetylglucosaminidase activity.
AUGCCCACCUCGCACUCCACCCUUGCUGUCCGCGAACCGCCCCGACCCCGCCUCAUCGUCUGCCACGACUUCCAGGGCGGAUACUCGGAGAGACCGGAUCGGCGGGGCUACUCGUUCGAGCACUGGCACCUCGCCGACACCUUCAUCUACUUUGCACACCACCGCAUAUCCUUACCUCCCGUCGGCUGGGUCGAGGCAGCCAACAGACACGGCACCAAGAUCAUCGGCACACUCAUCUUUGAAUGGUCCGAGUCGAUCCCCUCGCUCUCGCACCUCCUCCGCGGUCCCUCGCGAUCCAGGCUGCCGCACAGGGGGCCCGCUUCGUUCUCACCCUACUAUGCCGACCUCCUCAUCUCGCUCGCCCUCGCCUGCGGCUUCACCGGCUGGCUUAUCAACGUGGAAGUCGGGCUGAACCUCGGCUUCUCGUGCUCCGGCGAGGCCUGGCCACCGUGGAUCGGCGAGGCGGCGCGUCGCAACGAGAUGAAGAGAAACGCCGACCGCCUGCGCUCCUGGGUCGAGUACCUCCGGCGAGAGGGCGAAAGGCGCUGCCCAGACUGGCAGGUGAUCUGGUACGACAGCGUCACAGCCAACGGCGACCUGGCGUGGCAGGAUGCCCUGACCCCCCACAAUGCGCCCUUCCUUCAGGUGGCCAGCAGCAUCUUCACCAACUACACCUGGGCGAAACCCCCGGUCCAGCUGCCACCGGGCAUGCUCAAGGAGGCUCUCCAGCCGCAUCAGCAGAGGCAGCUCGAGGGCUACGGCCUCACCGGGCCCCAUGAUGGCGGUUUCCAUCCGGCGCUCCAGAUCUCGGCAGCGAUGGCGGACUACAUCGGUCGCAAGAGGCACGACGUGCUGGUCGGCAUCGACGUCUUUGGACGCAACUGCUAUGGCGGCAUGGAGAGCUGGAAGUCGCUCGACAUGAUUGCCUCCCGUCGGCUGUCGAGCCAAGCCAGCGGAUCCCCUCUGCCCGCGUCCAGUCUGGGGCUGAGCGUCGCCCUAUUUGCCCCUGGCUGGACGUGGGAGCACGACGAGCCCAAGCGCGACCCUUUGAAGGGACGCAGCUGGGCACAUUGGUUCGAAGAGGACUGCCGCUUCUGGAUCGGAAGCCCUUCCUCGCCGCAUCCCUCGACCUCGCUCGUUCCCGCCUCGACUGCUGCCACACCACCGCCGCCGAUCUCGUCGUUCUUCCCACCGCUGACUCAGCGCCCCGACCGCCUGGCCAGGAUGGCGCGACCUGCGUACUACACCAACUUUGGCCUUGGAUCGGGAGUUCGCUGGUUCGUCGCUGGUCGGUGCGUCUACGACUGGAGCAAGACCGAGGGUGGUUCAUCGUCUGACCUCGCCGUCGAGGCGGAUCAGAACGAGAACGACAAGCUGCUCGGAUGGGCGGAUCAGGGCGUCUCGAUGCCCAAGCCCGAUCUGCUCUAUCAUGCUGCCACCGAGCCGGGGACGUCGGUAUCGUGGAGCUUGAACGAGCAAUUCGCGUGGAGCGGCAACGUUUCGCUGCAGCUGACGCUGGGACAGGCGGCGUGGGAGGUCCCCAUCUCGACCGUGGCCCUGUCUGCGAUCCCGCGACAGGAUGGCGUGCUGCGGGCUUGCGUCCACUACCGCUUCCUCGAUCUCGACGGCGCAGGGUCGACUCGCGGAGAGAAAGACGGGAUGACCGACGAGGGCAACGAGGCACGACCACGUCUACUGACAGCGGAGGGCAGCGUGCUGGAGGAGGUCGAGGCGAGUCGGCACACGUCCUCCGUCGGCGGUGGGUGGCGACGGGCCGAAACCAGCUUCCGCCUCGCCCCUACACGAACGGAGACGGACGGCCUCCUCGUCCUGCGCCUCCACCUCCAAGGUCGAGGAACGGGCGCGCUGCUGCUCGGCAGCGUCGAGGUGGGCCCUCCUCCCAGCAGCAGCGGCAGCAGCGCCGCACCAGACGUCGGCGAGCCAUCCACGGCGCUCGUCGACCCGACGUGCACGUGCACCCUCGUCCAACGCCCCCGAGACGGCGCCGGGGGGAGCAAAGUGACGUUCCGAUUGGCAUGGAACGACUUUGACCCUGCCACGCCCUACUACCAGGUCUUUGCUGCUGCUGCUGCGGCGGCGGACGGCGAAACGCACGCGCAGCAGCAAAGCGACGAGGUGUGGAUCGGCACGGCGACGAGGGAGGCGCGGCGCACCGAGGCCGCCUUUGUCGACCUCGACCUCGAGCGACUUGGCCUUGCAGCGGCGGCGGCGGCGGCGGCCAAGGGUGCGGCGGUGGAGAUGAGGGUCCGGUCGAUGCUAGAUUCCUGCCAGGUCUUUGCCAGGUGUGCGUUUCCGCCGUCUGAGUAG